This is a messenger RNA of Numida meleagris (helmeted guineafowl), 2355 nucleotides long. Its product is annotated as tumor necrosis factor receptor superfamily member 10A-like. The record is from RefSeq and is a predicted model, not a curated record. The coding region runs from base 721 to 1926 and encodes 401 amino acids. The transcript is spliced from 10 exons. Gene Ontology annotation, molecular function: transmembrane signaling receptor activity; protein binding. Gene Ontology annotation, cellular component: plasma membrane; cell surface. Gene Ontology annotation, biological process: apoptotic process; positive regulation of apoptotic process; immune response. NCBI's taxonomy places the organism in Eukaryota, Metazoa, Chordata, Aves, Galliformes, Numididae.
UGGCGCCAAACAGGAAGCCUUUACAAAGUGUUAGGUGAAUGCUUCAAGUUCUUUGGAUCCUUUCCAUUUUGCAAAACUACACGCCCACAGGGAUUUCACUGGGACUUGUUACUGCAGUCAAAUAAAAUAAAUGUUACCAUGAGAGGAGCACUUCAAUGAAAGAAACUAUUAACCUACAUAAACUAAUUACGCAUCAGCAGAGAAGUUUCCAACAUUUAAUGCCGCGGCCACAAGGGAUUGAAAAAUAAUCCCCAAAGGAAACACCUAUGCAUUCUUACGCUAUUAAUUUUGAUCCAGUUUCAGCAUCUGGAGGUGAAUGCUCCUACAUGCCAGUUACGCAUAUCUGAAGGAUGGAAAGUUCUCUUGGGGAAAAUCAUGGCUGCUGCUAUUUGUCUGGGAGUAGUACCCUGUUGUUGAAAAAGCUGAGAACCCUUUCAGCAGUUAAGAAAGCCCGGUCACGCACCCUGUUUAUGUGGGUUUUGAACAAUUCUUCCAACCUUUGCCUCUCCUUUGUACAAUCGGCAAGCAGCCCUUUAGCAACAGGAUGCGAGUUUUGGGUGGAAAGCCAGGAACCGGCCCAUUUCCUAACGUGUCACCCAGCUUCCUCCUGCCCUUAUUGAGCGCAAAGGAAGCUACCGGGACAUACCCUACCGUGAGACCCGCUUUUCCCCGACUCAGAAGCAGGCCGUCAAUGCAGUUGCACAGGUUACGCUGCUGACGAUGCCUGGAAGAGGCGCAGAGGUCUGCAGAGAGGGAGAGUACUUGUAUGAACGUAGCUGCUGCGUGCUGUGCCCGGCAGGUACUUACGUUGUUCAGCACUGCAAGACUCCGCAUUCAAUGGGAAUAUGUGACUCUUGCACCGAAGGGAAAGGUUACACUGCCCAUGCGAAUGGCUUGGAAGAAUGCUUGCUAUGCAGACAGUGCAAAGACGACCAAAUAACUCUGAGAACCUGUACUGUGACAAGUGACACUGAAUGCCAGUGCAAACAGGGAUACUUCUGCCCUGCUGAAGGCUGUGAAAUAUGUCAGAGAUGCAGUCAAACGUGCCCAGAAGGGAAAGAAAUUGUGCAGACUUGCAAUGCUACAAUGGACCUAGGAUGUGGCUUACCUGAUCAAGGAAAUGGAUAUCUUACUUGGGUGACUGCAAUAAUUUUGUUUGCUGUUGUUGUUGUUGCUGGUUUGCUUGUGUUCUAUACAAUAAGGAAGUGUAAGAGCAAUAAAGCUACUUUACCUGACAAAGAAGAGAGAGGCCUGGCAUACGAAGAUAGUACGCUUUUAUCAGAAGUGAAGAUAACUGAAAAUAAUGCAUCCCAUCCAGAUAGUGAGAACUCUGGUGAGAGCCCAGAGGGCCAAGUGUGCACUGGUGCUAAUUUGGAAGUGAAAAGCACAUCUCCAGAGGAAAACAGUGCUGUGUCUUAUGAGAGAGGCAUCAUCCCACAGCAGAACUUGUGGUGCCAAGCACAGGAAUGCUGGAAGAGGAUCAAAGACUGUUCAUCAUCUACAAAAAAUAGGCGUAAUCCUACUUUUCAAUCAAAUGCCCAACGUAAAGUAAGGGGUGUUAGGAUGCCAGCAUAUCGUAUGGUACAAGAGCAAAAGUAUCAAAUAAUUGUUAAAGAUCUCACUCAAAAAGAACAGAGAGAUUGCUUUCUUGCUUUUAUAAAGGAAGUACCAGUGACAAAAUGGAGAAAGUUUAUGAGAACUCACCUGGAGGAAAAUGUUAUUGAUAAAAUUAAGUAUAACUGGCCUAGUAACAUAGAUGAGCAAUCUUAUCAGAUGCUUCUCAUCUGGAAAAACACACUGGGGGAGAAACAAUGUAUUAUUAAGUUACUGGAUGAGCUAUGGGAUAUAGAUACCAGAGCUUACAGUAGUAUAGUCAGCACUUUAACGAGUAAUAACAUUAUAAGUAAAAUAGAAGCUACAGAUUAACAUUUCCAAUGAACUUCAGAAAUGUUCCUGUAUGUAUAUAGGAAGUUUGUAUAAAUAAUAUUGUCAUAACCUGCUGGUACCAAUGGCAGUAUGGAUGUGAUGCCCUCCUUACCUGCACACAGGGGCUGGAAGUGGUUUACGACAGCCUGUGCUGAAUUGUGACAAGACUCCAGCAGCAAUAUUCACUCUUUUUUUGAGUUGUACAAUGUGAAACUCAGGUACCAAGGCUUCAGUUUGCCUUUCCUUUGUGAAGCUGUGAGGGAAGAUGCUGCCUUUCCUGUGCUCUGCAGGGCCGAGUGCCUGCUGCAGUUUUUGACUGAACUGCCUUAUUUUUGUUUACGAGAUAAUCGCAUUUCAUUUGUGGUGGGAGCACGUGGCAUGCGAAGCGUUCCGUUCAAAGAGCGGUAAUAAAAACUCAGUGAAGACAAA